AUGCCGGACACGGGUAUUGCUUUGUGUUUGAUAGCGUUGGACGUGUCGUAUAUGCUUUGGAAGCUGCUCUCCGAAGGCCACGUGGCCUGGAGGUUCCUGUUGCUCUGCUGCUGCGUUUUCGCCUUCCUCCUCCGGCGCUACUGGCUCCUCUGCUUCAUCCUGAUGGAUUUCUGGUGUCAAAGCUCAGUGCUGGCGACGGUCUUCCGCGCGAUUUGCGCCCCACUGCGGUCCCUGGCCAUGACCUUCCUCGGGCUGGUGAUCAUCACCUUUGUCUAUGCGGGCAUCGGCUUUCGAUACUUCCGAGAUGACUUUCACCACUUCUGCGACGAGAACAUUGUGACGUGCACAGAGAACAUCCUAUACCAGGGCACGCGCGCCGGCAUCGUCGGCCUCAGCCUGAUGCUGAGCUCCACGAAGCCCGGGAAUCCAGAUUGGACGGAGCGGAUGAUGUACGACAUGAGCUACUUCAUCAUCUUCGGCGUCAUCGUGUUGAACACCAUUGUGGGUCUAAUCGUGGACUCCUUUGGUGCCCUACGCUUGGACAUGGAAGCACGGGAAAAUGACCAUCGGACGCAGACCUUCAUUUCCUGCAUCGACAGGCGAAACGUGGAGCAAGUGGCGCAGACGCGGGGUAUCGCCGACGGCUUUGACUACCAUGAAACGCAGCGACAGAACAAGUGGGACUACAUGGCUUUCAUCUUCCACCUCUGCGAGACAGAGCUGGAGGAGCUGACGGGACCUGAGCAUUACAUCCGAACCUUGAUGGACCGGGGCGACGCCAAAUGGAUCCCGAUCGGCCGGUCCAAGUUCCUGGAGGGCUCCGAUAUGGGAGUUCGGCCACAGGAUCGUUUUCUUCGUAUCUCAGAGCAAGCGGAAUAUCUGUCGCGCUUUGUCGAUGCGAAUCAAGACAGUUGGAAGAGCAUUUCGAAGUCGAUGACGUCCUUAGAUAUGGCUGUGCGCGAAAAGAUGGACAGCAUGCUCAACGAACUGAAAGACUUGCACAUGGAGCUCAAGCAGCAGCGGAUGCUAAAGGAGCUCCAGGCGGCCCAGGGCCAGGGCUUCGCGUAA
Messenger RNA from Symbiodinium natans, 1068 nucleotides. The record is from the annotation of a GenBank genome assembly. Lineage: Eukaryota; Dinophyceae; Suessiales; Symbiodiniaceae.